This is a messenger RNA of Sarcophilus harrisii (Tasmanian devil), 1259 nucleotides long. RefSeq names its product hematopoietically expressed homeobox (gene HHEX). The transcript is spliced from 4 exons. The coding region runs from base 78 to 911 and encodes 277 amino acids. The record is from RefSeq and is a predicted model, not a curated record. Gene Ontology annotation, biological process: regulation of transcription by RNA polymerase II; cell differentiation. Gene Ontology annotation, molecular function: RNA polymerase II cis-regulatory region sequence-specific DNA binding; DNA-binding transcription factor activity, RNA polymerase II-specific. Lineage: Eukaryota; Metazoa; Chordata; Mammalia; Dasyuromorphia; Dasyuridae.
CGAAGCCCGGAUAAAUGUAGUGCUGGGAGGCGGGAGGGCUGCUCACAGAGGGGCUGCCAGCCAGCCAAACGGCAGCCAUGCAGUACCCGCACGCCGGGCCCGGAGCCGCCGUGGGGGUCCCCUUGUACGCGCCUACGCCACUGCUGCAGCCUGUGCAUCCGACGCCCUUCUACAUCGAUAACAUCCUGGGUAGGGGCCACGGAGCCCCGCUGCCGCCCGCUGCUCCCACUCCCACCCCCGCUCCCACCCUGCCUUCCCCCAACUCCUCUUUCACCAGCCUCGUGUCCUCCUACCGGACCCCCAUCUACGAGCCCACGCCGAUCCAUCCCGCCUUCUCCCACCACCCGGCCGCGCUGGCCGCCACUUACGGGGCAGGCACCUUCGCGGGCCCUCUCUACCCCUUCCCCCGGACGGUGAACGACUACACGCACGCCCUGCUCCGGCACGACCCCCUGGGCAAACCCCUUCUCUGGGGCCCCUUCAUGCAGAGGCCACUUCACAAAAGAAAGGGAGGACAAGUAAGGUUCUCCAAUGAUCAAACCAUCGAACUGGAAAAGAAGUUUGAGACCCAGAAAUACCUUUCCCCACCUGAGAGGAAGCGUCUUGCCAAGAUGCUACAACUCAGUGAGAGGCAGGUUAAAACCUGGUUUCAGAAUCGGCGAGCCAAGUGGAGAAGGCUAAAGCAGGAAAACCCUCAAAACAAAAAAGAAGAAUUGGAAAAUGCAGACCGUCACUGUGAUCAGAGACAAGAUAACUGUUUGCCCAGCGAGCAGAUAAAAGACAUUUCCCUGGACAGUGCACAGUGUGCUCCCUCCCCUGCUUCUCAGGGAGAUCUGGACUCCGAGAUUUCAGAGGAUUCCGAACAAGAAGUGGACAUUGAGGGGGAUAAAAGCUAUUACCAGGCAGGAUGAUGAUGAGUGGACAUCUGGAACCUGAACAAAACUGGACUUGGAAAUAAUAGCUUUUAUUUUCUUUUAAUUGGAAGAUCUCUAUAGAAGAGCUGAGGGAAGGAGGUGGGGGGAGGGGGGAGAACCAAAGGAAAUUCACUUUCCUAUCAGAAAACUAAACAAUCUGGUGCUUUGGCUAGUUAACAGAUACACGUUAACCUUGAUUUUUUUUUUUUUUUAACUAAAGAAAUAAGUUUUGAUUUUUAAGUUGUUAUGCUAAAAAUUGAUUUUGCAAUGAUUAAGCAUACUUCCCCAAGUAAAUUGCCACAACCAGAUUAGCAAUUUCUUGAUUUAAUUAAAAAAAAAAAAAAA